AUGCACAAAUUGAUCAUUCUUACUUUUGUUUGUUUGUUUGUCGCAUCUUUGGCGAGGUCUGCACCAAGUACCGAAGAGGCCUUGGAUAAUGGUGAUUGGUUUUUGAAACCUAAAGAUGUUGGAACCAAAACAGAAAAUAAUCCAAAUGUGAGAAACUUGCAUAGAGCCAAAAGGAGCUUCUAUUUCCGGGGAUACUGGACGUGCCCCAUUGGAUAUAUCAGAAGUCCAGCUUUUACUUGUGUAACGUGUGAAAAUUACAAAAUGAUUACCGGAAAGUCCUGUUAA
Messenger RNA from Parnassius mnemosyne (clouded apollo), 285 nucleotides. The record is from the annotation of a GenBank genome assembly. Lineage: Eukaryota; Metazoa; Arthropoda; Insecta; Lepidoptera; Papilionidae.